AUGAAAAUAUCAACAAACAUCAAAGAUAAAUCAAGAGAGGCUCAAGAGUCCAAAUUUGAGGCAAUCAAACAUUUGGUUUACAAAACUUUCAAGAGUUGGUUGGAAAGAUUUCUACAACAGCCUGGAAUUGAUGAAGAUAUUUCCAUUUAUCUUCAAAGAGGAUCAAGACCAAUAAUGGAUGUCUUCCCAUUGCGGUUUAGAACCCUCCCAGAAUUGAAUUUACACCCCCUAGAUCUUAAUUUAUGGUAUAAAGAAUUGUUUUUUCGCAAGCCUGGUGAAGAUAACUGUCACGUGAGCUGGUUGGAAUUAUGA
Molecule: messenger RNA, 312 nt
Organism: Puccinia graminis f. sp. tritici CRL 75-36-700-3
Lineage: Eukaryota; Fungi; Basidiomycota; Pucciniomycetes; Pucciniales; Pucciniaceae
Exons: 1
Coding region: 1-312 (103 amino acids)
Source: RefSeq, a predicted model, not a curated record